GUAAACGGACUGACGGUUAAUGUGUUCCAGCUGGAAAACACAGCCAGGAUCUAACUGUGAGUGACCCACUGUUUUCUUCUGGUUAGACGGCAGGGGUUUUCUUUUUGUUUGUGAGGAGGUGAAUUGAUGAUGAGCUGUUCACAUGUUGUUCAGGCUGCUGGCAGCUGAGAGGACUAAACUAGAGGAGGAUCAAACUCUGGCUCUGCUUCACCACAUUAUCUAGAGUUGAUUGCAUCCUGGUGGCUGUACUUGUUUGGGGACUGUCCUUCUAGGAGCCACCAUCUGGAAAAUGGCUGACCAGGUGAAUACACUGCCAUUCUUCUAUGGCAACAUCACCAGGGAGGAGGCGGAGGGUUACCUGAAGCAGGCGGGCACCGGCAAUGGCAUGUACCUGCUACGGCAAAGUCGCAACUAUCUCGGAGGGUUUGCACUCUCUGUGUUACAUUCAGGCCGCUGCUACCACUACACCAUCGAAAGAGAACCAAGUGAAACAUAUGCAAUAGCUGGUGGUAAGAGCCACAGGAGCCCCGUGGAUGUAAUUGACUACCACUCCCAGGAGAUGGAUGGCCUAGUGUGUCUGCUCAAGAAACCCUGCAACCGGCCCAAAAACAUGCAGCCAAAGGUGGGGCCGUUUGAGGACCUGAAGGAAAAACUGAUCCGGGAGUAUGUAAAGCAGACCUGGAACCUGCAGGGGGCGGCUCUGGAGCAGGCCAUCAUCAGCCAGAGGCCUCAGCUGGAGAAGCUGAUUGCCACCACUGCACAUGAACGAAUGCCCUGGUUCCACGGAACAAUCGCUCGAGAAGAGUCUGAGCCCCGGCUACAAAAUGGCUCCCGCACCAACGGAAAAUUCCUGAUUCGACAGAGAGACUUGAAUGGAUCCUACGCUCUGUGUUUACUACAUGAAGGACAGGUCAUGCACUAUCGCAUCGACAGGGACCGGACCGGCAAGCUCUCAAUCCCAGAUGGCAAGAAGUUUGACACGCUGUGGCAGCUGGUUGAGCACUACUCAUACAAACCAGACGGCCUGCUGCGAGUGCUCACAGAGCCCUGUCCAAGACCUGAUGGAGAAACUGGGUUGAUAGGGCGGCCGCUGCUCCCACGGGACCACCCUGGGCUAACCUCUGCUCUUCAAAGUGCAGCAGGUGGAAUUCUCUCCAGACUCAAAACUGUUCCCAUACCUGGCCGAAAAAAGAGCCAGGGACCUCGACACAACACCACUGAUAAUCUCAAUCCUUAUGAAACCAGGGUGCCUAACAAUCAGGCUGGUGGAAAAGAGGCCAUGCCAAUGGAUACAGAGGUAUAUGAGAGUCCAUAUGCAGACCCAGAUGAACUGAGGAGCUCAACAGUGGAUCGCAGCCAUCUUUUCCUGGAGGAUGGAGAACUUGGCUCAGGGAACUUUGGUACAGUCAUGAGGGGAAUCUACAAGAUGAGAAAAACAGAGAAGUCAGUUGCAGUCAAAAUCCUGAAGAAUGAUGAUAACAACCCCUCAGUGCGCGAGGAGAUGCUACGGGAAGCCAACGUGAUGCAGCAGCUGGACAAUCCUUACAUUGUCCGGAUGAUUGGGAUCUGUGAGGCAGAGAACCUGAUGCUGGUCAUGGAGCUGGCAGAGCUGGGACCACUCAACAAGUUCCUGCAGAAACACAAGCAAACAACCAUAAAGAACAUCACAGAGCUGGUCCAUCAGGUUUCUAUGGGAAUGAAGUAUCUGGAGGAACAUAACUUCGUCCACAGGGACCUUGCUGCCAGGAAUGUGCUGCUGGUCACGCAGCACUAUGCCAAAAUCAGUGACUUUGGACUCUCCAAAGCCGUCGCUGAAGAGCAGAACUACUACAAGGCAAAGGGUCAUGGGAAGUGGCCAGUGAAGUGGUACGCUCCUGAGUGUAUAAACUACUUCAAAUUCUCCUCCAAAAGUGACGUGUGGAGCUUCGGGGUGCUCAUGUGGGAGGCGUAUUCCUAUGGCCAGAAACCAUACAAGGGAAUGAAAGGAAACGAUGUGAUGCAGAUGAUUGAGAGUGGAAUUCGAAUGGACGCCCCAAUGAACUGUCCACAAGAGAUAUAUGACCUGAUGAGAACCUGCUGGACAUACAAGGCAGAUGAACGACCUGGAUUUACCAUAGUCGAGCCGAGACUACGAGAUUAUUAUUAUGACAUUGCACAGUGAUUCUUCACAUGGAUGUUAAGAGACUGUGGGUGAUGAGAGAAAUUACAUUUAAUAUUGUACAAAUGACUGGAGAGGAUGGUUUGAAAUAUAUAUGCAGUUGAAGUGAACAUUUAUUGUUACAGCUAAAAACUAUACAACCAACUGAUUUGGUAGGUGUGUUUUAUACUGGAAGCAUUAUAUGUAUUAAAGCUUAACCAUUGCAAUGUCAUCAGAGAUAAAAGCCUUGAAUGAAGGUCUGAUUGUU
Messenger RNA from Seriola dumerili (greater amberjack), 2405 nucleotides. RefSeq names its product spleen associated tyrosine kinase (gene syk). Gene Ontology annotation, molecular function: non-membrane spanning protein tyrosine kinase activity; ATP binding; signaling receptor binding. The transcript has 14 exons. The record is from RefSeq and is a predicted model, not a curated record. NCBI's taxonomy places the organism in Eukaryota, Metazoa, Chordata, Actinopteri, Carangiformes, Carangidae. Gene Ontology annotation, cellular component: extrinsic component of cytoplasmic side of plasma membrane; cytoplasm. The coding region runs from base 290 to 2161 and encodes 623 amino acids. Gene Ontology annotation, biological process: macrophage activation involved in immune response; positive regulation of B cell differentiation; positive regulation of cell adhesion mediated by integrin.